Messenger RNA from Cetraspora pellucida, 1017 nucleotides. Lineage: Eukaryota; Fungi; Glomeromycota; Glomeromycetes; Diversisporales; Gigasporaceae. The record is from the annotation of a GenBank genome assembly.
AUGAUUGAUACUGCUAAAGACCCGUUACCUUGGAAAUGCAUUUUGUACUUUGUUUUUAUUAGUACACCAUUUUCCCUUUUUGCUUUUGCUUGGAUAUGGGGUACAUUUUUCGCUGCAGUCAGCACUUCAUUUAUUCCUUUUAUGGCUUCUUUCUUUUGGUGGUUAUGGACUUUGAGUUGGAGGUCUUUAGGUGCAAUUGAGAUUCUUUCAAUUCAACUUUGUCAUGGUGCUGACCUUGAAACACUACAGAUUCCUAAUAUAUUUGGUGGAAUUAGUGAGCUUAAUGAAUUGAAAAUGUUUUUCCCACAGAUUCUAUAUGAUAAAUAUACAUGGAGAUGUUUUACUUAUUUUGUUCUUAUAAAAUGGUUUGUUACAUUAUUUACUUGUGCAUAUGCUAUAGUUUUAAUGGCAUUCUGGUUCCUUCCUCCUUGUUUACCUCUUAGUGAGAAAUUCUAUUUUAACUCGGGUAAAAAUGAUUCAACAGGGGAAUACUUUCGUGAUAGUUCUAAAGAAAUUAUUGAAAAUAUAAAGUCACUUGUAAAAAAAUGCCAUGAGAAAGAUAUUCCCGUUUUUUGGACACAACAUGGACAUAGAAAUAUUGAAUUUGAUGGAGGAUCAUUAGCACGAUGGUGGGGAAAAGAUAAAAGUAUUAAAUGGGGAUCUAAAGAUUGGGAGAUAUUACCAGAAUUACAGUCGCAUGUCUUGCGAUCCCCUACAUCAGCUAAUGUACUCGACUUUACCAUCACAAGCAAGACCCGAUAUGAUGCUUUCUACAAAACUGAACUAAACUCCUUACUUACCUCUCUCGGUAUCGAAACACUCAUCAUAUCUGGCGUUUUGACAAAUUUGUGCUGUGAGACGACUGCAAGAAGUGGUUUUAAUCAAGACUAUAAUAUUAUCUUUCUUGAUGAUGCUACUGCAGCGGAGAGUGAAGAGAUGCAUAAGGCUUCAGUAUUGAAUUUGAGAUACGGAUUUGCUGAUAUCUACGCCGUGAAGGACAUUAGCAAAUGGCUUUAG